AGCGGAAACUGCUGCUUCUCAUUGUGAUUCCGCUUUGUUGACAUGCUGCAGGUUGAGCCGUCUCUCUCCAGCUGGUCCACAGCAUGUCUGACGGACGCGAUGCGGAUCUGAGCGGCGGUUUGGAGGAUGUGCCUGUUUUAUGCAAAGCUCUGACGCCUCCGACCUUUCAGUAUUCCCCGGAUAACGUUCAGGGACCGGGAUGCUCCGUUGACCCAGGAGAAGUCGCCCUUCCUGGAUGCCCGUGUCUGUCGAGCUCCUGCCGCGCCGACAGCUGCUCCUGCCUCCAGACGUACGGUCAGGCCUACGAGAGCACGGGCCGGCUGCUGAACCGCGACGGGCCCGAGCCCGGUUACUCUUCCCCCGUGUUUGAGUGCAACGCCCUUUGCUCGUGCGGCGACGCCUGCUCCAACCGCGUGGUGCAGAGAGGGCUCCAGCUGCGGCUGGAGGUCUGCCGCACCACGAGCAAGGGCUGGGGCGUUCGAGCGCUGGAGGGAAUCCCGCGCGGGACGUUUGUGUGCGAGUACGCGGGCGAGGUGAUCAGUUUCGCAGAGGCCAGACGCAGACAGCUCAACCAGAGAGCCGACGAGAACAAUUACAUCAUCGCCGUCAGGGAGCACGCGGGAACGGGCUCCAUCACCGAGACGUUCGUGGACCCCGCUCAGGUGGGGAACGUGGGCCGCUUUCUCAACCACUCCUGCUCACCCAACCUGUUCAUGCUGCCGGUGCGCGUUCACUCCGCGAUUCCCAGGCUGGCGCUGUUCGCCGGAAGGGACAUCGACGCGCAAGAGGAGCUGACGUUCGACUACUCGGGAGGAUGCGGCGCCCAACGGCCAGCGGAGGCGCUCUCCGCGGGGGGACUUCAGAGGAAGCCGUGCCACUGCGGCGCCGUCAACUGCACACGCCUCCUUCCGCUGGAUUUAUCUAUUCUCAGCUGAAAUCAACUUAGCUGUAAAAGACGCAGGCGAUAGACGUAUUGGCACAAGUCUGAGUUUCCUUGAACCCGCGGUCAGCUCAGCAGC
Molecule: messenger RNA, 1019 nt
Organism: Fundulus heteroclitus (mummichog)
Lineage: Eukaryota; Metazoa; Chordata; Actinopteri; Cyprinodontiformes; Fundulidae
Gene: setmar
Product: SET domain and mariner transposase fusion gene
Exons: 2
Coding region: 84-935 (283 amino acids)
Cellular component (GO): nucleus
Molecular function (GO): histone H3K9 methyltransferase activity; zinc ion binding; protein binding
Source: RefSeq, a predicted model, not a curated record